Messenger RNA from Cyprinodon variegatus (sheepshead minnow), 408 nucleotides. RefSeq names its product solute carrier family 22 member 5-like. Gene Ontology annotation, molecular function: transmembrane transporter activity. The transcript is spliced from 3 exons. NCBI's taxonomy places the organism in Eukaryota, Metazoa, Chordata, Actinopteri, Cyprinodontiformes, Cyprinodontidae. Bases 1 to 408 code for a protein of 135 amino acids. The record is from RefSeq and is a predicted model, not a curated record.
AUGUCCCUGGUGCUGUUGGGUAAAUUUGGUGUUCUGGCUGCUACUGGGAUGAUGUACACCUACACAGGAGAGCUGUCUCCCACAGUGAUCAGGAAUACAGCAAUGUCCUCGUGUGCCAUGUUUUCACGAGUGGGAUCCUCUUUAUCGCCAUAUCUGCUGGAAAUAGCUAAGUUCAAUGAGCUCCUGCCAUGGAUCAUCAUAGGUGUCCUGUCACUUCUCAGCGUUCUUCUCUGCAUCUUCCUGCCAGAAACUUUCAGAAAGCCACUGCCUGAUACCAUAGAGCAGAUGCCAGCCUCACAGUGGUUUGCAUGGCCCUGGACCUCCAAAGCUGGCCUGAAUGAUGAAGGAAAAUGCUCUAAAGAGCUAGAGUGUACAUCACUAGAGAUUAUCUGUACAACUCGCUUAUGA